Messenger RNA from Trichechus manatus latirostris (Florida manatee), 1430 nucleotides. It is a transcript of the gene NUBP1, whose product is annotated as NUBP iron-sulfur cluster assembly factor 1, cytosolic. The record is from RefSeq and is a predicted model, not a curated record. Lineage: Eukaryota; Metazoa; Chordata; Mammalia; Sirenia; Trichechidae. Gene Ontology annotation, cellular component: cytosol. The coding region runs from base 50 to 1012 and encodes 320 amino acids. Gene Ontology annotation, biological process: iron-sulfur cluster assembly. The transcript has 11 exons. Gene Ontology annotation, molecular function: ATP binding; ATP-dependent FeS chaperone activity; 4 iron, 4 sulfur cluster binding.
AAUGCACAGCGGCGAGUUCCGGUGACCGCUCGGCGGCAAAGGCGGCGGAAUGCAGGAGGUGCCUCAGGACUGCCCCGGGACCGGCAGCGCCCAGGCGGGCCGAGGGGCCUCAUGUCAGGGGUGCCCCAACCAGCGGCUGUGUGCUUCUGGGGCCGGCGCCGCUCCGGACCCGGCCAUAGAGGAAAUCAAAGAGAAAAUGAAAACCGUGAAACACAAAAUCUUGGUGCUGUCUGGGAAAGGCGGCGUCGGGAAAAGCACGUUCAGUGCCCACCUCGCCCACGGCCUGGCAGAGGAUGAAAACACACAGAUUGCUCUUCUAGAUAUUGAUAUAUGUGGGCCAUCAAUUCCCAAGAUAAUGGGAUUGGAAGGAGAACAGGUUCACCAGAGUGGCUCGGGCUGGUCUCCAGUGUAUGUUGAAGACAACCUGGGGGUGAUGUCGGUGGGUUUCUUGCUCAGCAGUCCUGAUGAUGCCGUUAUCUGGAGGGGACCAAAGAAAAAUGGCAUGAUCAAGCAGUUCCUCCGUGAUGUGGACUGGGGGGAGAUUGACUACCUCAUUGUGGACACGCCACCUGGGACUUCUGACGAGCACCUCUCAGUUGUUCAGUAUCUCUCGGGAGCACACAUCGAUGGAGCUGUGAUAAUCACCACUCCCCAGGAAGUAUCACUCCAGGAUGUCCGGAAAGAAAUCAACUUCUGCCACAAGGUGAAGCUGCCUGUCAUCGGGGUGGUGGAGAACAUGAGUGGCUUUGUCUGCCCUACGUGUAAGAAAGAGUCGCAGAUUUUCCCUCCAACGACUGGGGGCGCGGAGGCCAUGUGCCAGGACCUGAAGAUCCCUCUCCUCGGCAAAGUGCCUCUGGAUCCACAAAUAGGAAAGAGUUGUGACAAAGGACAGUCUUUUUUGACUGAAGCCCCGGAUUCGCCAGCCACAUUAGCCUACAGAAGUAUAAUCCAAAGAAUCCAAGAGUUUUGUAGUCUGCACCCUUCACAUGAGGAGCAACUCACCGGUUCCUGAAACUCGGAAAACAUUAAGGACGCAAGCGGGCACCGAGCUGAGGCACUGGGCCAGCAGCACUGCUGGGGUAGAGUGGGGUCCCGGGGGUCCAGGAACCAGGCUCAGGCGUGGUUCGAAGUCACUUCUUCAGAGACACUUUAACCAUCUAAUUCUUGCACACUUUCCUUUAGAAUAUAUGUAAAGAGCAUUCUUGACAAAUACGUCGUUUUAAAAAUAAAAACUUCUCCUCCAAAACUUCUCCAGGGCUUCCUUCACGUGAAAAACACGUGGGUUAUGGGAUCAUGGAAUCUUCUUUGUUGGAAGUUGUUCAAUUAGAAAAGCCUUCACUGAAACCAUUUCUGCCGCUGAAGAGAGACCUAAAAAAGAACCAGAGGGAUGGACAUGUUGCUUAACUGCAAAAUACACAGUCACGUUUUCA